ACAUUGCAUACUCGAGUUGACAAGAGCAAUCCGAAUCUGAACUCAUUGACCAUGGAAGCUGAGACUCAUGCUAGCACCGACCUGGAGAGGAACGACGGCCGGUUCUUGAUGAACCAGUCUGUUAAGGACUUCUCCUGGAGCGGGCUUACAGUAACGGUAAAGGAUCGCGAAACGAGACAGGCAAGGGAUCUUAUCUGCGAUAUCACUGGUAAUGUGAAACAAGGGGAACUCGUGGCCCUGAUGGGGCCUUCGGGAUGUGGAAAAACAACCCUUCUUAAUGUGCUGGCGCGUCGGUCGCCAGGUGCUGCCAAAGUGCUCGGUGACAGCUACGUGAACGGCACCAAAGUUGAUGCUGCUUCUUUUGGGCGCAUGACAUCGUACGUUGAGCAGGAGGAUGCACUUAUUGGGUCGUUGAGCGUUUGGGAGACAUUGAGAUUCGCGGCGGAUCUCUCAUUGCCUAGUUCGGUGUCAAAACGCGAGCGCAUGGAUCGGAUCCGAACUCUCUUGGAGGCGUUUGGAAUUCAGAAGCAGGCUAAUACCAUUGUCGGGACACCGAUCCGGAAGGGUAUUAGUGGUGGUCAGAAGAGACGGGUCAGUGUGGCUAGCCAGCUGAUCACUUGCCCAAAGAUACUGUUUUUGGACGAGCCGACUAGUGGUCUGGACUCCACGGCCAGCUUCGAGGUCAUCUCGUAUGCUAGGGAAUUGGCAAAGUUAAACAAUAUCAUGAUAAUUGCUAGUAUCCACCAACCCUCAACGACCACGUUCCAGCUCUUCGACAAGCUUCUUCUCUUGUCAAAUGGACGAAUAUGCUACUUCGGCCCUGUCCAGAAUAUCGAGACCUACUUCCGCGGGAUCGACCAUCCCAUUCCCGGGAAUACCAAUCCCGCAGAGUUCCUUCUUGAUAUCGUUAGCUCGGACUUCAGUAGUGGCAAAGAGUCAUCCCAGAAACGUGUCAAGGAGAUCCAGCAUGCGUGGGCAGCAUCCACGGAGGCAAAAGCUAUUACAAGACAAGUCUCCGAGAGAGCUCAAGUCGCCGAGAAGGAUACCAAUCAAGUUAUGAUCAAAGAUAUGGCUCGACCUGGUCCUGUCAGGAUUACAACCGCCCUACUCCAUCGAUCGUUUAUCAAAAGCUAUCGCGAUGUUGUUGCUUAUGGUAUUCGUAUUGUGAUGUAUCUUGGUCUCGCUAUCAUGAUGGGCACAGUAUGGCUGCGGCUACACACUUCGCAGGAGUAUAUCCAACCUUUCGUCAACGCAAUUUUCUUUGGCGGGUCAUUUAUGUCCUUUAUGGCAGUCGCCUACGUCCCGGCUUUCCUCGAGGACCGCGCCACCUUUGCCAAAGAACGGGCUAACGGCCUCUACGGUGCAACACCCUUUAUGGUCUCGAAUUUCCUCAUCGGCCUGCCGUUCCUCUUCCUGAUCUCAACUUUAUUCUCGAUUGUCUCAUACUGGCUCUCGAACUUCCGCCCCGCCGGCGACGCCUUUUUCACCUCGGUUAUGUGGAUUUUCCUAGACCUAGUGGCAGCCGAGUCCCUAGUCGUCCUUGUGACAGCGAUCUUCCCAAACUUCGUGAUUGCUCUUGCGCUCGUGGCAUUUGCUAAUGGGCUAUGGAUGAGUGUGGGUGGAUUCCUAGUAACCCCGACCAUUUUGAAUCCGUUUUGGAAAUACGUUUUUCACUAUAUCGAUUACCAGGCCUAUGUUUUCCAGGGACUGAUGGUGAACGAGUUCUCAGAGCGAAUUUUCUCAUGCGGUGAUGCGUGUCAGUGCACGUAUACCACGGACUUGGCUGAUCAGUGCCAGAUCCGCGGAACGGCCGUGUUGGAGACUUAUGGCUACAAGACUGGUAGGACUGGAAAAUGGGUCGGCAUUCUCAUUGGUAUCAUUGCGGUAUACAGACUGCUCGGAUGGAUUGCGCUUCAACUGCGCAAGCAUUAA
This is a messenger RNA of Penicillium mononematosum, 1932 nucleotides long. RefSeq lists its product as uncharacterized. Lineage: Eukaryota; Fungi; Ascomycota; Eurotiomycetes; Eurotiales; Aspergillaceae. The annotation marks the transcript as partial. Gene Ontology annotation, molecular function: ATP hydrolysis activity; ATP binding; ABC-type transporter activity. The transcript has 8 exons. The record is from RefSeq and is a predicted model, not a curated record. Gene Ontology annotation, cellular component: membrane.